Messenger RNA from Paramecium primaurelia, 446 nucleotides. NCBI's taxonomy places the organism in Eukaryota, Ciliophora, Oligohymenophorea, Peniculida, Parameciidae. The record is from the annotation of a GenBank genome assembly.
AUGGCUAAAUAAGGUUGGGGUUUUUCAGGAAACAAUGUCAAAUUAAAUAUAAAUAAGUAAGAUAUAAUUUAACCAUUUAGUCGUGUAGAAAAGAAAUUGAAUAUUUGGGAAACAGCAGGAAAAGCAGAUGAUAUAUAAUAUAUUCCUGAUGCAGAGGAAGAAAAGAAACCUUAAAAUCAGAUAUCAGAUGCAGGAGUUGUUUUAGGAUAAAAAUUAUAGAAUAUUAAUGAAUUACAAAAUUUGGCUAAAAUAUCAUCUUUGCCUUAACCAGUACUUAUUUAAGAAUUUAUAUAUAGGCUGAUGACAUUGAUUUUAGUAUUUUAACAUAAGUAUUGAGACCAGCUGAAGAAGUAUAAGAGAUAGAUGAACAAUGGGAAUUUUCAAAAUUAAAAACAGAAAUGCAAGAAAUAGUCAAUAAACUUUAUAGCAAUAAAACAAAUCCUUGA